AUGGCCGCUUGUGAGGGGAAUCCAACCAAGCUAAGAGAUAUUUUCAUAAACUGCGUAAACCAUUUUGAAGGUAAACACGAGAAAUGCAGCGAGGAAUCAAUUUGCAAAGAAAAUGGACAUGUCCCGACAACGCUGCUCGUGAAAGACCCGCUAGCGUCGGAACUUCUAACAAAAUUUCUGAAAUCAACAACCAUCUACAAGAACGCGGAAGAUUACGUAAAGUCGAAGGAUACAUUCUAUGUAGAGUCAUUCAAUAAUACUAUGCUAAUUUACCUCCAGAAGAGGAUUCAUUACCAGGACAGAAGCUACAAACUGAGGCAGAGCUUGGCACUCCUAGACUGGAAUGAGCAUGUUGGGCGAGGCUACACUUCACGUUACUCUAUUGAGGACUGUCGUCAUCCAGACUGGCAAGGCGGGAAAAGGAAGUACUUCAGGAAGACAUACAGCUUCGUUCAAAAGAUUCGGGAGUUGGUGCUUCGGUCUGCUGCCCUGGGAGAUGCCAGCACGGUGAAUGACGACUCCCUUGUGAAUGACGAGAGUGUAUAACUUAUAGCUCGGGACAUCACUGGACAAGGGACAGAAAAAGCCAUUCCGCGGACUCAAA
Molecule: messenger RNA, 604 nt
Organism: Ixodes scapularis (black-legged tick)
Lineage: Eukaryota; Metazoa; Arthropoda; Arachnida; Ixodida; Ixodidae
Exons: 3
Coding region: 1-546 (181 amino acids)
Source: RefSeq, a predicted model, not a curated record